This is a messenger RNA of Gossypium raimondii (Peruvian cotton), 1087 nucleotides long. Its product is annotated as isoflavone reductase homolog. The transcript has 4 exons. Lineage: Eukaryota; Viridiplantae; Streptophyta; Magnoliopsida; Malvales; Malvaceae. The coding region runs from base 74 to 1012 and encodes 312 amino acids. Gene Ontology annotation, molecular function: oxidoreductase activity. The record is from RefSeq and is a predicted model, not a curated record.
CAAUUCAUUAUAUAUAAAACAGCCCUUUGCAGAAAGCAAGAGAAACAAAAGAGUGAACAUAUAUAAAUACAAAAUGGGGAAGAGCAAGGUUCUAGUGGUGGGGGGAACAGGGUAUAUUGGGCGGAGGAUCGUGAAGGCAAGCUUGGCAGAGGGGCAUGAAACCUAUGUCCUUCAACGCCCAGAGAUUGGACUGGACAUUGAUAAGCUGCAGAUCUUACUCUCCUUCAAGAAACAAGGGGCUCACCUAAUCGAGGGCUCUUUUAAUGAUCAUAAAAGCUUGGUCGACGCUGUUAAGCAAGUUGAUGUUGUUAUUUGCACCAUGUCUGGUGUGCAUUUUCGCAGCCACAAUAUUUUGUUGCAGCUCAAGCUUGUGGAAGCCAUCAAAGAAGCUGGGAAUGUUAAGCGAUUUUUGCCAUCGGAGUUUGGUAUGGAUCCAGCACGGAUGGGACAUGCACUUGAACCAGGAAGAGUAACAUUUGAUGAAAAAAUGGUAGUGAGAAAAGCAAUUGAAGAGGCCAACAUCCCCUUCACCUACGUUAUCGCCAACUGCUUUGCCGGUUACUUUGUGGGCAACCUUUCUCAGCUUGGAAGGCUCACUCCUCCUAAAGACAAGGUUUAUCUUUACGGUGACGGAAAUGUUAAAGUGGCUUUUACGGACGAAGAGGAUGUUGCCACAUACACGAUAAAAGCAAUAGAUGAUCCCACAACAUUGAACAAAACAUUGUACAUAAGGCCCCCACAUAACAUCCUCACACAAUCCGAGCUAAUCCAGAAAUGGGAGACCCUCACUGGGAACAAACUAGACAAAAUCAGCACUACUGCAGAUGAUUUCUUAGCCUCCAUGAAAGGGUUUGACUUGGCAGGGCAGGUAGGAGUAGGGCAUUUCUACCACAUAUUCUACGAAGGCUGCUUAACCAACUUUGAAAUAGGAGAAGGAAGUGAAGAAGCUUCAAAGCUUUAUCCCCAAGUGGAGUACACUCGCAUGGAUGAUUACAUGAAAAUUUAUGUUUAAAUCAAAUUAAUGUAAGAAUCGGUGACUUUCACCUCAACCAAACAAAAUAAGGGAUAUCUACCCAAAUCUUUCUCA